Lactuca saligna is the source of this 567-nucleotide messenger RNA. Lineage: Eukaryota; Viridiplantae; Streptophyta; Magnoliopsida; Asterales; Asteraceae. The record is from the annotation of a GenBank genome assembly.
AUGGCUAACAAGAUCUCCUUCUUCCUCUCAUUCCUUGCAAUCUUAGCAGCCCUGCAACUGUCCGCAGCCGUCGAGUACACCAUCACCAACAAAGCAGCAGCCACCCCCGGCGGUGUUAAGUUCAAUAACGAAAUUGGGGCAGAAUACACCACUAAAACUCUUAGCUCCGCCACAAGCUUCACAUGGAGCAUAUUCCAACAAAACACAGAUGCUGACAGAAAGAAUGUUGCUCUUACUGGGUUUGAUGGAGUUCUUUAUCACGAGAUGGCACACGUAUGGCAAUGGUUUGGAAAUGGUCAAGCUAAGGCAGAAUUGAUAGAGGGAAUUGCGGACUACGUGAGGCUGAAGGCUGGGUAUAUACCAAGCCACUGGGUUCAGCCAGGACAAGGUGACCGAUGGGACCAGGGCUACGAUGUGACAGCUCGGUUCCUAGAGUAUUGUAAUGGUCUUAGAGAUGGGUUUGUGGCUGAACUUAAUAAGAAGAUGAGGGAUGGCUAUAACGAUGGUUAUUUCGUGGACUUGCUAGGGAAGACGGUUGAUCAACUGUGGGCUGAAUACAAAGCUUAA